AUGCCUCCUAGGCAGCCUUGCAGACAAUGUGGGAGAUAUCAUAUAGGUGCGUUUCGCAUGGGAACAGAUGUUUGUUAUUGGUGUGGUAUGCCAGGGCAUGUAAUAAAAGAUUGCCCAAGAAGACGCAGGGGUGAUAUAGCACAACCUACUGGAUCAGCUGUUGCAUCAUCAUCAUCAGUGCCUCCAUCAGGUAGAGGUGAGCAAUUUCCUAUAGGUCGCGGCAGAGGUAUUAGAGGGGCAGCUAGUUCCAGCGUGGCCCCAAAUCGCACAUAUGCUCUAGGGACUCGACAGAACCUGGAAGCUUCACCCGAUGUGGUUAUAGGUACAUUGUCCAUCUUCUCACAUAAAGCGUAUGCAUUAAUUGACCCUGGUUCUACAUUGUCAUAUAUUACUCCAUUAGUUGCUGGGAAGCUUGGUAGAACACCUAAUUUAUUGAAUCAACCACUUGCGGUGUCUACACCAACUGGGGAGUCAAUUAUAGCUAGAAGAGUCUAUUGUGACUGCAUAGUGACUAUCUGCGACCGAGAUACAUUAGCUGAUCUUAUCGAGUUAGAAAUGGGAUAUAUAUGUCAUCUCAUUAGAGUGAGAGACGUGGAGGCAGAAUCACCAACUAUCAAGUCUGUUCCAAUAGUGAAUGAAUUUAUUGAUGUCUUUCCUGAGGAACUCCCUGGUUUGCCUCCAGAACGAGAAAUAGAUUUUGGUAUUGACUUAUUACCAGGCACUGAGCCUAUCUCUAUCCCUCCAUAUAGAAUGGCCCCGGCAGAAUUACGGAAAGCAAAUGUGGUGGCUGAUGCUCUAAGUCGUAAGACACUCAUGGGUACCAGUGAUCAGAAAGGGGUAAAGCAAGGCAUGGCUAAGGAUCUGCGUCAACUAGCCAAUCUGGGUGUUCGUCUACUUGAAACUCCAAGGAAGGAUAUUAUUGUACAUAAUGCUACCAAUUCUUCAUUGAUAAGGGAAGUGAAAGAAAAACAGUGUUAUUAUCCUAUUCUACAAUGCCUUAAGGAGAAAGUAAGUCAGGGUAUAAUGAAGGACUUUAGGCUUACACAAGAUGGAGUACUUUAUUGCCAAAAUAGAUUGUGUGUGCCUGAUGUUAAUAGACUUAGAAGGAGAAUAAUGGAAGAAGCCCAUCAUUCAAGAUAUUCCAUCCACCCAGGAUCUACUAAGAUGUAUCAUGACCUAAAGGGAGUGUUUUGGUGGGGAGGCAUGAAAAAGGACCUUGCAGAGUUUGUGGCUCAAUGUCCUACUUGUCAACAAGUCAAAGUAGAGCACCAAAAGCCAGUUAAUAAGUUUUACUCCAUAUGGGUGAUAGUUGAUAGACUCACGAAAUCAGCGCACUUCCUGCCAGUAAGAAGUGAUUAUACAGCUGAAGAAUAUGCCAAAUUAUACCUCAAAGAGAUAGUUAGGCUACAUGGGGUCCCACUCUCUAUUAUAUCUGAUCGAGGAGCUCAAUUCACGGCAAAAUUUUGGAAGUCCUUUCAAAAGAGUUUAGGGACGCGAGUGAAUUUGAGUACAGACUUCCAUCCCCAAACAGACGGCCAAGCAGAGCGUACUAUUCAAACACUUGAGGAUAUGUUGCGAACCUGUGCAUUAGAUUUUAAAGGUGACCCCUCUCGUAUCACUCCUAUAGAAGAUGUACAGUUCACAGAGGAUCUUACUUAUGAAGAGGUACCGGUUGCUAUUCUAGAUCACCAAGUUAAAAAGUUAAGGAACAAAGAAAUGGCAUCAGUAAAGGUACUCUGGAGAAACAACCAAGUAGAAGAGAUAACGUGGGAACCGGAGGAAGUAAUGAUAUCCAAAUACCCUCAUCUAUUUGAAGACAAGAAGGGACCAAAAGAUACAGAGGAGGAACAUUAA
Messenger RNA from Capsicum annuum, 1854 nucleotides. RefSeq lists its product as uncharacterized. NCBI's taxonomy places the organism in Eukaryota, Viridiplantae, Streptophyta, Magnoliopsida, Solanales, Solanaceae. The transcript is spliced from 5 exons. Gene Ontology annotation, biological process: DNA integration. Gene Ontology annotation, molecular function: zinc ion binding; nucleic acid binding. The record is from RefSeq and is a predicted model, not a curated record. Bases 1 to 1854 code for a protein of 617 amino acids.